Messenger RNA from Symbiodinium sp. CCMP2592, 9480 nucleotides. NCBI's taxonomy places the organism in Eukaryota, Dinophyceae, Suessiales, Symbiodiniaceae. The record is from the annotation of a GenBank genome assembly.
AUGCCAAGUAUCAGCGUAAUGGUCACGGUUGUGGCGGUGGAGGAAGUCGACGUCCUGCAAGACACAGGGUCGCAGGUCGUGCUGCUGCUGGAAAACGUCGUGGAUGUUGACGACGUGGUAGAAGUGAUUGUUGAGCUCACCGAGGUCGAGGUCGUAGAUGAGACGGACGUAGUAGAUGUCAAGGUCCUCCCAUCGAGCAGAAUUUCGAAGGUGGGACAGAUCGUGAACUACACUCCGAUCAACCACGCGGUGAUGGUGCUCGAUGUUGUUGACGUAGUGGAUGAGGUAGAUGUUGAUGUUGAGGACGUUACAGUGGUUGAGGAUGUGGUGGUGCUCGUUAUCGUGGCUGAAGUGCUGCUCGUGACACUGGUGGACGAUGAUGUAGAUGUUCUGGUCGAUGUUGUAAGCGUUGACGUGGCAGAUGUUGUUGACGAGGUCGACGUCGUCAUGGAAGUUGACGUGAUUGUUACGGUGGACUCGGAAACUGUGCUUGUGGAUGUGACAGUCGUGCUGGAGGUCGUCGUUGAAGAUGACGAUGUAACGGAGGUUGUGCUCACAGUGCUCGUCGUCGACGACGUCGUGCCACUCCUUAGCACGGCUAUAUCAGUCAAUCACCGUGCAGUACCAUGGGUUGAGGCAAGUGUCGUCGUCGAUGUCGCAGACGACGAUGUGGAAGUUAGUGAAGUGCUUGUUGUGGUUGUACUGCUUGAAGAGGUGGUGGAGAUGGAGGUGCUCGUGGUGAGAGUCGAGGAGGUGCUGGAUGUAGUUGCAGUGGUAGUUGUAGUCACGCUGGUGCUUGUGGUGGAGGUUGAGCUGGACGUCAAAGUGGUGCUCGACUGCCAGGGAAAACGACAGGUCACACUGACGGUGGAGGUGGCCGAGGUAGUCGUGGCUGUCACGGACGAUGUCGAGGUGGAAGACUGCUUUGUUGUUGAGCUCCUUUUUACGACUGCGGGGCUGUCCUACUAUCGCAAGGAGACGGUGAUCGAUGUCGCUGUUGACGAGGUCUCCGAGACGGUCACCGUGACUUUGUCAUUUCUGGUCGAAUCGGUGUGUAAGCUGCAGGAUCGGCCAGGGUUCGUGGAGGAUCUGGUGAUGCUUGUGGUUGAAGUCGAUGAAAUGGACAAGCUCGUUGUCGUCCUUGUCAUGUCAGGAUAUCGAGAUGCCUGGCUGAAGGGGGACUUCAGCGUAAGUCCCCCUGCUGGCACAGAAGGGCGCGGGCAAAGCGCUCUUCUGCAAGAGCCAGGAUUCGCCUGGCCCGCUCACGUGGACGUGAGCCUGCGCGUGCAGACCUUGUGUCAGCAGGCAGCAUGGAAGGAGGAAAGCUAUGGCUAUGGGCAGCAGCCAUACUCUGGGCGUUCUCGUGGUCAACCAGACUGGAACGACUGGCAACCGAAGGGCAAAGGCAAGAAGUCCGGCAAGGAGGCUGCUCCCGAGCAGGCAGGUCACCAAUUCCCCUCCUACGAGAUGAUCCCUGUCAAGCAGGGAAAAGGAGGGAAGGAUGCAAGGAAGCCGGCAAGCCACUACGAGCAGGAGGUCGUGAAUGCCCUGCCCGACAACAGCGGUGGCCUGGCGAAGUAUGUCCAGAAGAUGGUCAAUGCCCUCAGAAAGGCGGACGGCAAGUUGAGAAGAUGCGAUGCCGACCAACAAGAAGCAGAGGAGCAGUGGGACAGCUACCGCAAAGGUUUGCAGCAGUCCUUCAUGAAGGAGCGCCAAAGGUACCGAGAUCGUGUUGUCCGAGUACAGGAAGAGCGCACGGAAUGUGCACAGAUGAAAGAAGAGGCCCUACAGGCUCUCCGGGACCUGAUAGUGGACCCAUCUGGCACCAUGAAGCCACCUGUGUCUGCCCCGGCAGUGGACUCGGAGGCUGCAGCGGAAUGGGACGAGUUGAUGACAGGUACAGAGGACCCCUGGGCAGCUCUUCCAGACUUGAUCACCGGUGCCCAGGAAGCUGGUGGUUUGCCACCAGCCACUCGGCAGAAGCUCCUCGGAGCCUUGGGGCUUGCAGUCCCGGAAAAGGCGGCGAAGACUCCCCCUCGCAAGCCACAUCAGCCGCCAUCGUUUUCGCCUCCCGGAAAAGGGCUUUUGUCGAGCCCCACCUUUGGCGAGGAAGGCACUUACAGUGCCGCAGAUGUUUCGGCUGCCAGCGAUCCCUACCUGACCUCCCCUGGCAACAAGGUUACCCCCCUCACGACUAUGAGGACACGGUCAAGAUCUCAGAGUGGUGCACCCCGGGUCUCGGUCAAGCAACACCUUACGGGACCGGUCAAGACAACGAGACCGGGUGCUUUGGCCGACAAGUUGGAGGAGCGAAGAGCCACCGCCAUGCAGGAGGAGAAUCAGGGGCCAUUGGAUGUCGACGAGGAAAGCGAGGAGGACCUCAUCUCGGAUUUAAAGGGAAUCCACGAUGGCUUUUUCGGUGUGUCCAUUGUUGGAAUGCCUGGCUGGCAACAGAUGCUUGCAAACCAGUAUGAGGCACAUUGGUGGUGGAAGCCGAAUGUGUACAACAGUUUUGGUGGCAGCCGGUGUGAGAUUGUUGCGGAGUCUAUGAACCUAUGUGGCAGGGGUGGGCCCUUGCUAUCCACAGGGCUUUGGCAGUGCAAGUGGGACCUGGGGUCUCAGGACCGGGUCCAUGAUCAAGAACGGCACGGCCCUCCGGGAGGCCAUGACCGCUUCUAUGUGCGAAAAAUCUUCGACGUCUUUGAUAUCUUGGAGGCGUUCUACGGGGAUGCCCUACAACAGUUUUUGGCUUGGGCUAUCUGGCAGCAGGUGAAUAUGGCCUUUGGCUUGGACCUCCAGUCGAGUCUGCAUGGUGGUGGGAAUGUUUCUGCUGCCGAGACAUGUUGGAGCUGUUCCUGUGGGUGCUACCUUGGCGAGGAAUCCUACCACGGCUACAAUUUCCGAUGUCGGAUUAUGGCUGGCCAACGCUCUAGGCGAGAGCAGUUUGCUGAAGCCGAGGCGCGGUUGGUUGCCCAACGGCCAUUGGAGCAUCUCAGUCGAGAAGCCCCCCCGGUGCGGUAUGAGAUGUCGUUAGAAGAGCCACAGCCGGACCCGGAAGCUGCGGAGGUGGCCGAUGUCCAUGUCACCCUUUGGGUUGCCUCGCCCUUCUACGAGGCCGAGAUCGUCGACAUUGAGGUGAGGCUCCCCACUACUACGGCACGACUGGGACAGGCAUUGAAGGACUCCUGCUCUGUGAUGCCCGAUUAUGCCACAGAGUUUGUGUGUACUACACCUCAGGUCGGCCGAGAAUUUGCGAGCUUCGUCGCUAUACCUCCCUGGAUACGUGAGAGCGACAAAACAGUUGUGGUGCUCGAUUGCAGUGCCAUUGACGGGGGCAUCUUCGCGACCUAUGUCAACGGCGACAUCACAAAGGAGAAUGUGAUGAUGUGCCUCGUGAUCGGACAACCUGACGGCUUGGCUGCCUAUGCCUUUGGCAGCGACAGGCGCAUGAGAAGCAGACAGAUCUACCAGCGAGUCCAGGGUGGGGUAAUCAAGAUUGUCAGGGAUGGCAUGGACCCACGAUGGACUGAUGACAUAGAGCCGCGUCUGGUCGAGCCUCGUCGUUGGAACCCCAACGCGGCCUUGCCCGACCCGGUUGCUGGUUUGCACACGGUCUAUCAGUCAGCCGACGACCAGGUUGUGCAAGAGAUAGCCUCCGACGACGAGAGGACACUUGAAGUGUCGGCUGAGGAAGCCUUGAACUACGAGCACGGUGAGGUGUGGAUUGUCGUGCCCGAAGAUCGACUCACCCACCUCUCCCAUCUGGGCAGACGCAUUUGGGGCCAGAUUGCCGUCCUAGAUGGCGUGGAGCAGAUGGCACCGGAGUCCCUGGUGAUUUUCCUAGACCUGAGGGGUCUCGCCCAUUUUCCACAGUGGGCCCAAAUCGCAGGGGACCGGUUCAGUCCUAUGUCAUACUAUGAGGGCCUGCAGGUUGGGGCCCCUGAUGGUUGGCAGCUCAUGGUGAAGAGUGGUGAGACCAUUGAUGAUACAACAGAACUGAGAGUUCGCAAUGGAGAGGUCUUGGAGAUGUUCCUGGUGUUGGCUUCGGAAGCAGAUUUGUCUAUGACUGACGGAACACUGGACAUGGAUGAGGAUGAUGAGUCGAGUUGCGAUGCUCUACCUGAUUCCAGUGAUCUUUCGUCACCAAGCCCCCACCCACCGGGUGCUCCACCCAAUGGCCCUCCUCCUCCUCAGCCAGUCAAUCGCCCGCGCAGCCGGUCCCCAAGAACGGGACGUGGCAGGCAGUCCCACCCUGCCACCCUUUGUCUUGCAGAUUGUGUGUCGAGACAGCAGUUUGACCUCACCGUGUCACGACUCUGUCUCCCACACACCUCUCAUGAGCUUUGGGGCUUGUGCAAACCAUGGCCUGGAGAUUGGUUGGAGUGGUCCAUGGACAAAGUGGAACUGAAUGCUGAGGCAAAGAAAGUGGUUGAAGCCGCCCCCGCAUGGCCCUCCCUGCUUAAGGCGAAACCUACGGGGCCCAUCCAGCUUCAUGUCUAUACGGACGGUUCGGCAUGUGAAAGAACUGGCCGGAGUGGAUAUGCGGUGGUCAUGUUGCUAAAGAUUGGUGCCGUGUGUGCCGUCUUUGGUGUGCUUGGGGGGCCGCUGGAGGGUGCGGCCUGCACCGAUUGGCCGGUGGAACAGCCUCCCGCUCUACAUGCAGAACAGGUUGCAGUAGCAGCAGCUCUCCUUUGGCUCCUGCAGCUCAGAUGCUUCAUUCCCCAGAUUGAAGCCCAGAUCUUUGUUGACUGUCUCGCAGCUGGCAGAGCUGCGACAGGUCAGUGGGCCCCGCCAAAUGAGCUUGCUAUGCACAGCCACAACCUUGAGCUUAUCCUCCGUGAGAUUGACGGCGUGCAUUUGCGGAUUCAGCACAUCAAAGGACACGCGGGGCACGGAUGGAAUGAAACAGCUGAUGCUGUUGCCAAAGCUGCAGCGAAGGGAGACUGCACCUUUGCUGAGCCGCCCAGCAGUACGAUUCAAACCUUCCUGACGGCCAAUUUGGACUGGAUAAGCUUUGAUAUUGCUGCAAGGAGGACAGGUUCAUCUCUGGUUGAGGGCGACUGUAUGUGCUGGCCGGAGCAGUUCCAUACCGACUUCCGGCUGCAACCCCAACAGCUUGUGCCCACAGUUGAUGAGGCCGGAGGUAGACCCGCUGAGGAUAGCACUGAGUUCGAGAUGCUCGCUUGCUCAUUCAAUGUGCAAGGACUUGGCGGCUCCCACAGGUACAUGGAAGAACAGUUUGACUUCUAUGGCUACAACGUUGUGUUUCUGCAGGAGACCAAGAGUAGUGACGGGCAGUGCCUCAGCAAGCGCUUCUACAGGCUGAUGUCACCUUCUGAGAGAUACUGGGGUGUUGCUGUUUGGGUCAACAGGCAGAGCGGGCUCAUGACAAUCAAUGGGCAGAAGGUUCUCCCCAAGGAGGAGGAUAUCAGUGUUGUGUUCCAGGGCCCGCGCCUCCUUGCUGUGCAAAUCAGCGUGAAGGGCCUCAGGAUCGGCCUGAUCUCGGGGCAUUGCCCGCAUGCAGGUCGUGCGAUGGAACGUGACCAGUUUGUGACAGACCUAAAAGGGGUACUAUGCCGGAUGAAGAAAUGGUCUUUGGUUGUUAUAGGCAUGGAUGCCAAUGCAAGACUCCCGCUCAAUGUGAUGCACGUCACAGGAGAUUUGGAGUUUGAUGACCCCGAUGCCAACGGAACCAUUCUUGCUGAGGUGUGCCGUGAGCUUGGCCUUUGGGUCCCGGCAACCUUUGGACAUCUCCACCAAGGCGAGUCCUCUACCUACACCCACUGUACUGGAAUGGAAAGUCGCAUUGAUUACCUCUUUUUGGGAGGGGGAGCGGACAUUCUGGGUUGUCGCAGUGCGGUAAACGCUGCCUUGGACAACGGCAGCCCGAACCUGGAUCACAAAGCUGUUACUGUCAGACUUGUAGGACGUCUUGGCAAGGCAAAGGCCCGUGCGAGGUUGAAGCGGAUCAAGUUUGACACGGAGGCCAUGGCCACCGAUGCCGGUCGUGAUGCUGUGGAACAGAUGUGCGCUCAGUUUGAGCAACCGAGGUGGGAAGUUUCCCCAGAUGAGCAUUGUUCUUUGCUUGAGACCCAUCUCCAGCAGUUCAUGUCUGCCCAAUUCCCAAAAGCUGAUGCUCUGGCAAGGGCCUCCUAUAUCCCAGAGGAGGUAUGGCGACUACGGCAGUUGAAGAAUCAACUGAAGUGGCGCACACGAGCCCGCCUACUGGGUUGGCGCAGUCUCCUCCCGGCUGCGCUCCUUUGUUGGCGAGCUGGACCUGAUACAACGGUGCUACUUGCUGUGCGCCGGCAGUCUGUUCUGUACCAGGUUGUAGCCUGUGCGAUCAAGUUUGUGACAUUGAGGAUGCGCAGGCUAAUUUCGGAAGCCAAGGAUGGUUUUCUUCGACGGGUUGCUACAGAGGGGGAUCAGGGAGUGUGUGCUAUUCUCCACCGAGCGAAGCGAGCUGGAAUUGGUGCGAGGGCAAAGGCGCCGGUACGGCGUGAAAUGCCCAAACUCCUGGACCCCAUGACGGGCUGUGAAGCGGCGACUGCAGCUGACAGAGAUGGUAUCUGGCUUCGGUUCUUUGGCGAGCAGGAAGCUGGGACGGUGGUGAAAACCAGUGCCUUCAUCGAGGAUGCUUCCGCCGGAACUGUUGAGGACAGCCCGGCUUGGGACUGGCAGCUCCUGCCCAACCGGCUCGAGAUUGAAGCAGCCCUCAGACGAUUGCCGAAGAACAAGGCUGCAGGACUUGAUCAGGUCCCUAGUGACCUCCUGCGGGUCAGCCCUAGCUGCUUUGCAGCCCUCCUCCAGCCUCUGUUUGUGAAGGCCCUGGUUCUCGGGCGCCAGCCACUGCAGUGGCGUGGGGGUGUUUUGUUCGAGAUGUUCAAGCAGAGUGGGUCUCCGGCGGAGGUUGCCAACCAUCGAAGCAUUUACAUUUCGAGCUUUAUAGCCAAGGCCCUCCACAGGGUGAUGCGCGAUAAGGUCAAGGAUGAGACCGGUGCCUUCCUUCACCCACUGCACUGUGGUACUCGACCAGGUCUACCGGUCCUUUUCCCUUCUCUUUUCGUCUUGGAACACCUGCGUAAGUGUCAACAGAGGGGACUUUGCGCUGCGAUGCUCUUCAUUGACACAAAGGCGGCGUACUACAGAUUGGUCCGCCAACUGGCAACAGGUGAUCUUCGUGUUGACAAGAAGGUCGUGGAGCUGUUUUUCAGAUUUGGUCUAGAUGGACAGGACAUUGAGGCCCUCUCCGAGUUGAUCCUCAAUGGAGGAAUGUUCAAGGCAGCGGACAUCCCCGAUCCCAUCAGGUCUGCCGUGGCUGACUUUCACAAAGCCACGUGGUUUACCACGCGCUAUACGGAUGGGCAUACCCUGUGCCAUGCCACCGCGGGCUCCCGCCCGGGGGCUUCGUGGGCAGACUGUGUCUUUGCAUUUAUUUAUGCGCGCAUUCUCUACCAUGUCCACGAGAUGAUGGAGGGCGAAGGUAUCAACUUUGACCUGCCCCUUGAUGAGAGCACGGGUGUCUUCAAACCAGCGGGUGAGUUGUCCAGGCACCCUGCUUGGGACACAACUUGGGCAGAUGACUCUGCCUAUGCACUGCAGGCUGACAAUGCUGAGCAGAUGUUGCAGAAGACAGGUCGUGUUGGAGCCCUUGUCCUGACUGCCUUUCGCUCGCACGGGCUCGACCCGAACCUAAAGCGGCACAAAACGAGUGCCAUGCUGAGCCUGAAGGGCAAGGGAUCGACCAAGAUCCGAAAACAAUGCUUUGCCAAUGGCAAGCCUGAGCUCUUCCUGCCCGAUCUGCAGGAAGCGAUCCCCAUUGUCCCCCACUACAAGCAUCUGGGAUGUAUGGUGGACCCAGUUGCCAGGCUGAACCAGGAAGCCCGGCACAGGACGGCUCUGGCUGCUACAGCAUAUGACAGUGCCAAAGACCUGCUACUGCAGAAUCGUGACUUGGCCUUGUCUACGCGAGUGGCCUUGUUCCGUACUACUGUGGUGGCCUCGUAUUUCAACCUAGAGGUUUGGUUGGCCGUGGGCCAAGCUUGGGACGCCAUGAGCGAUGCCUUUUCAAGGUUGGUGAGGCGUUUGCUUUGCAGACUCGUCCCGGACAAGGAGGUCUACAAGAUCCCCACACCGCUUGCACACAUCAUCACCGGCUGUUGGCCUUUGGAGCAGUUUGCAAGGCGGGAUCGUAUCUCUGCUUUGGUUUCUCUGGCUGCCACAGGCCCUCCCAUUCUGUGGGCGGCCAUACAAGCAGCUGGCCAGUGGGCAGAUCAACUUUGUGACGAUUUGCACUGGUUAGUUCAAGGUGACCUCCAGGGUUGGCCCUCGGUGUGUGCAGCAGCCUGGCCCCAGUGGUGGCAUCUUCUCCGUGAACACCCAGCUCGGGUUAAGAGACGUGCGGCUAAACGUAAUGAGGAGACCUUUGAGCACUACAAGACGCAGGCUACGAUUGAGCUGUGUCUUUGGUACCUCUACCGCAGCCUGCGUCCUGACCCAGAUAGUACAGAGGUGUGUGGCUCAUGGUGGUGUCGGAUGUGUGACAAGAUGUUCCGCUCGAAGGCCAAUUUGUCUGUGCACCUCUUCAAGGUCCACGGGAGAUGUGCAGAAUACCGUCGGUAUAUCCAAUCUACGGCCUGUGGAGCAUGUGGCAAGGAGUUCUGGACCUAUGGACGUGUCGAGGACCACCUACGCUCCUCGAGUAAGUGUGUUCGACAGCUCCAACGUCGGCUUCGUCCCAGCAAGGUUCUUAUGCCGGGAUACGGAAGCAAGCGAAGACGACAGAGGGAAGCGGAGACCUUCACACCCGCACCGCCCUCUGCUGCGACGGCGGAGGUGCAGUGGGAGGAGCAGCCAUGGUCCAUCUGGCAGAGACAGUUGCAUGAGGAUCUUUGCGAUACUGUCCUAGAUGUUUCCCCGGGGCAGAGCAUUGCUGAUGCUCUAUGGCGAAAGGUCUGCAAGUACCCUCUGUACACCCAGGAGAUCCAGCAAGUCGUUCACUACCUCUUUGAAGAAAUUGAAUUGGUUGCAAACGAUCGCGACUUGCAACAGUGGACAGAAAGUCAGGUGGAAGAUCUGUGCAGUGCCUUGCAACAGAUUCUUGACAGGAAGCCCCCGCAUGCUGACGAGAUCCAGCGAGGAUCGCCGACUCUGCAAUCGAGGGCAAGAUUCACAAAGUCAGUUCGGGCUUUUGACUGGGGAGAGGCAAUCUCUCGCCAGCGUGCGAGUUACGGGACCCGGGCCUCUACGCUGUUCAUUCUGACUGAUGACUGGGAAGUUGUGUGGUCACAGAACAGAGGCGUAGUGUCUCACACAACCGUGAUUCGCGACCCGCUUAAGUUUUUGCCAGAGACGUUGUGCCAGCUUUGGGAGGAUUUCUUGAAUGAAGGUUCUCCACUGCUUGAGGCACCACAGUCUUUCUGGCGACACCCGUUGGCCGUGGCUUUUGUGCCUUUCCGGGUGCUUUGUGCAGGUAAUUAG